Athene cunicularia (burrowing owl) is the source of this 2746-nucleotide messenger RNA. RefSeq names its product coiled-coil domain containing 42 (gene CCDC42). NCBI's taxonomy places the organism in Eukaryota, Metazoa, Chordata, Aves, Strigiformes, Strigidae. The transcript is spliced from 7 exons. Gene Ontology annotation, biological process: spermatid development. The record is from RefSeq and is a predicted model, not a curated record. Bases 474 to 1463 code for a protein of 329 amino acids.
AGGGGUGCUGAAAUACCUGCCCAAGACAGCACAGGUCACAGGACACAGAGGCUGAUUUGUACCAGAGGAAGAACCAGAGAAAAUGAGAGGAAGGGAAAGAAAUCUGCCUUUGUUCAUCUGUCCCUUAGUGCUGAAGAGUCCUGGACACAGCGGUCAGUCCCCCUCACUGGUGCGGGGGCAUCACCCAGCUUCAGUUGCCAAGUAACCACCUGAGCAUCUUCUAACUACCCCAGCAACCAUUCCAUGUCAGCUGGCCACCAACAGCAAGUGGCCACAGUCGUGACUGGGGCAAGGACAGUCCUGCAAAGCGGAGGCAAAGGCACCCGGGGGCUCAUCCCCUGCCUGACUGCUUUUCCCAGGCACUGCCAAACUCCCAGGCUUGCAGGGCAGCUCCCGGGCUGACCUGGGAGAGUAGCAGUGCCAGUAGAACCUGGGCUCUCUGGGACCUGCUGGAGGCUGGAGUGAUAGCCACCAUGGGAGAUGAGGACCUGUUGGCCUAUUUCCACAUGCAGUACAAGCAGCACCUCCCGCGCUUGCUCAGGGAACUCGGACUGACAGAGGAGGAUUCCCCAUCUCCAUUUAUUCACCUUCAGAAGAAGAGGAAACAAGACCAACUGAUGCACAUGUUUCUGAAGGUGAAGGAAGAGGUAGCCAUAUCAUGCUCACUCUGGUGCUGCCAGGCCUUUAGGGAGAGGAUGAAAGUCAUAUCCUGCCAGUGGAGGGACCUCCGCGCCAAGGAGGCUCAGCUGAAAACCUACAUGGAGAAAUCUGGGAAGAUUUUAAAGGAAAAUUAUAAGAUGCAAAUCGAAGCUCUGAAGAGAGCCAGCAAAGAAAGAGAGAUGAAGAUACAAAAGGAGAGUGAGCUUUUGAGAGCUAAGAGGGAACUGGAAGCCCUGAGAAAUAAGCACCGGAAACUCUCCAACAAAGUGCAGAAGUACUCCAUCUUCAACAAAUAUUUGGAGGAUGUGGUGAAGAUCUCACAGUUUGAGGAGAUCCAGGACAUCAUUUGGCGCUACAGGAUGUCACCAAGGAUACACAAGCACCUGCUGCAGGCACAACAGGGAUACAAAGAAAUGUCCGAGCAAGCCAAGAUGCUCCUGGACCAGUACACAGCAGAGAAAGAAGCUGCGAUCCUGCGGUAUAAAAACGAGCUGGCGCAACUCCAGCUACGUUUUGACCAGGCUCAAAGUGACAUCCUUCCCUUGGAGAAUUCCUGGGCCGACAUCCAGAACACGACUGCCAAGAAAACCCUGAAGCUGGCGACCAUCAAGAUGGCCAUCUUAAGCCUCUUCCAGUGCAUGAGCACACAGCUGAAAGCAAACCUGAAAGUGCCAAUGGAUGACAGCCACAGGCAACUGGACAUGAUUCAGCGAUUUAUCCAGGACUUCACAGACAUCUAUAUGGAGGUGAGACAGAAGGACACGCAGAACCACCAGCGAGCAUCUAUACCUACAGAGCUAUAAGGGACAUGCCAACAUGACCUUCUCUGCCAGCAAAGGCUCAACAGGGUGUUAAAGGAAAGAGGACAGAGGGCCCUACAGAUAUUGUAGACUCCACCAUAGGUUACACCAGUGAAGUUUCAUACCUUUCUGGCUCUUCUGCACAGUCGCUAACACCUUUUUUACUAUCAAAAAUAAUCAAAUAUUUUAAGGUGUCUUUAUUUCUGGGAGGAUUGGAAACAUCAGAGCAGCUCCAUCCACAGCUUCACCCCAGAUGCCAUUCAGAAGGGGCACCUUCCCUGGCAGAUGGGAUUCUGGUUGCAGGAGACAGUGUCCCAGCAAAGCACGCAACAAAGGGAGAGCAGGCUGGGAUAGGAGUAUAGUCUCAAAUAGGGAUUAGUACUGGUGUUCACAUUCAGACCUCCCACUCAGCCUAAGCCCUGAGAUAUUUGAGAGGGAUGUCUCAAUGGAGUGGGGGGACUGUGCUUUGGGAGAGCUUCAGAGAUUUUCCACCACGACACACAGCACAUCCAUUGGUGUGGAUUUCUCUGCCAGCCACGUGCUAUGUAGUAAAACUCACCUCCCGCCUCAAGCUGUUAGAGAAAGUGUGGAGAACGGAUAUAGGUGAAGGAUGAACCAGCCAAAGCUAUUCUACCACACAUUUAGCCACUCAUCCUGAGUGCUAACAUGAUGAAUACAAAACAAAAGGACUAAAAAUUACUCUGGAGACACACUGUGGAGUUCAGGCCAGUCUCAGAGUCUUUUGAGAGGGACAUUUUAAUGGACCAAGGAUCCAAUUAUAUUAACUUACAGAUUUUGAGGCAAGAGACCAUUGAUCACAUGCUCUAGUUCCUUUCUCUAGUAGUUACUCCUGUCCUGAGCCAGUGGAUUCAGCUAAUGCAUCCUCCAGAAAAGUCUGAGUCCAGUUGGUCUGUUUAUAAAGCCUGGGGGUAGCUCAGGCACCUGACCCCUUCCUUAAAGAGUGAAGAAAGCACAGAUUAACACCCUUCCUUCCCCAGAUCUGUGCUUUCAUGAGUGACAAGGAAAACCAAUGCACCCCAGAGCUGGUGCUGGCUGCUUGUUUGGAAAGCAGAGGAAGGAUGAGUUCAGGGCAGGAACCCCUGGUGCAGAGUCUGAACAGAGGCUGCUCCCUGUGUGUCUCUGCUAUUGCUAUCUCUGCAAGUUUGAAUUCACAUGUCAAUUAGAAACACAGUACCUUUGGUCAGGUCUCAGCAAGAACUCAUCCAGGAAACCCAAUUUCCCUCAAGCCUCUGAGCUCAGCCCCAUGUUGAGCCACUGAAGCUUAG